Phytophthora nicotianae INRA-310 is the source of this 1088-nucleotide messenger RNA. RefSeq lists its product as hypothetical. NCBI's taxonomy places the organism in Eukaryota, Oomycota, Peronosporomycetes, Peronosporales, Peronosporaceae. The record is from RefSeq and is a predicted model, not a curated record. Gene Ontology annotation, molecular function: protein binding. The transcript has a single exon. Bases 40 to 1029 code for a protein of 329 amino acids.
GACAUACAAGCAUAGCCCCUCCUAUCAAUCCGGAACAAGAUGAAGUUUGCUGCCGGCCUCGCCCUCGCGGCCAUCGCUGUCACCAUUGUCCACGCCGGCAACCCGUCCAUGAUGAAGAAUUUGCCCGCCGAGUCGGACUCGGCUGACUCAUCGGAGUCAGGCGAUUUCGGCACGUCUUGCAACUUUGCUUGCCUUGCUGUGAUGAGGCCUGUGACGGACGAGAACGGCGUCACGUACUCGAACGAGUGUGUGAUGCGCCGAGCCAAGUGCAAGGGAAAUGGGAAGAAAACUGAUCCUCUGGAAGAGUACAAGCGUAUCUACGGCAAGGAGUUUGGAGCCCCGCGCGAUGACGACGAUAAUGGAGAUGAAUCCCCCAGCGAGGAGGAUUCCUUUGUCCAGGGCGAAGCCUCUGACGAGGACGAAUCAGCAUCCGACGAAGCCUCUGCUGAAGGCACCCCCAAGUCGUUCUGCCCCAACAUCUUGUGUCCUGCCGUCUACUCGCCCGUGACUGACGAGAACGGUGUGACGUACCCGAAUAAGUGCUCUAUGGAGGCUGCCAAGUGCAAGGGUCCCAGGGAAAACCCCUUGGACGAAUACAAGCGGAUCUACGGUAAGGAGUUUGGUGCCCCCCGUGAAGAUGAGUCCGGAGAUGAUGAAGACGAGUCUACUAGCGAGGACAGCGGCAGCUCGUCGACGCCAACCAAAAUGGUGAAGGGUACCAAGGACUCCGGUAAGGCGAAGAAGUCGACUAAGACGUCCACUGCCAGCUCCAGCGGCAUUGGCCAGCUAUACGAGGACGGCUCGGACGGUGUCAUUGAUGAUGACAAUUCGACGCCUACUAGCAAGAAAUGUGCGAGUGCCUGCCCCGACGUUGUAUUGCGUGUUUGCGGAUCUGACGGUGUCUGGUACUCGAACCCAUGCGAACUGAAGAUUGCUGCUUGUAAAAACCCGGAGCAGAACAUCGUGGAGGACGAUAGCGCCUGCAGCUUGAAAAAGAUGGGUAAGAUUGGCAUCCUGCCUGUUGUGUAACUUUUAGUUUGGUGGCAGCAUCCAGUCCAAAGUACAUGUGUGUGGAUUCAAACCUCCAA